AAAUUCCCAACAAAUACAAGAUCAAACACGCCAAACAUCCCCUUCCAUUCAGUUUCGCUUUGUUAUCGCUCCAAUUGAAGAAAAGUCCUUUCUAUCUAGGGUUUGGGUUUGACAAUCAUUUCUUUGAAGAUGUUGGAGGUGGUGUUGAACGAUCGUUUGGGAAAGAAAGUGAGAGUGAAGUGCAACGACGACGACACGAUCGGCGACCUCAAGAAGCUCGUGGCGGCACAGACCGGUACCCGAGCUGAGAAGAUCCGGAUCCAGAAGUGGUACAACAUCUAUAAAGACCAUAUUACCCUCAAGGAUUACGAGAUUCAUGAUGGCAUGGGCCUCGAGCUCUACUACAACUAGAACAAACAUGAAUUCCAGUGCAGUAUUGCAAGGCAUUGUGGAAGAUGAAGCUGCCUCUUCUUUGCUAGUAAUUACCUACUCUUUGCAACUAGCCUGAUGCUUUGUAAUUGAUGCACAUAUACUUUUAUGAAAUAUGUAAUGACUGCCAUGACUAGAUUUGGUUAUAAUAUGUUAACUUGCAGUGUGUUCUGUUUGGUACAA
This is a messenger RNA of Populus nigra (black poplar), 552 nucleotides long. RefSeq names its product ubiquitin-like protein 5. Gene Ontology annotation, molecular function: protein tag activity; protein binding. NCBI's taxonomy places the organism in Eukaryota, Viridiplantae, Streptophyta, Magnoliopsida, Malpighiales, Salicaceae. The transcript has 2 exons. Bases 130 to 351 code for a protein of 73 amino acids. Gene Ontology annotation, biological process: protein modification process; mRNA splicing, via spliceosome. The record is from RefSeq and is a predicted model, not a curated record. Gene Ontology annotation, cellular component: cytoplasm; nucleus.